Gavia stellata (red-throated loon) is the source of this 1284-nucleotide messenger RNA. It is a transcript of the gene MDH1, whose product is annotated as malate dehydrogenase 1. Gene Ontology annotation, cellular component: cytosol; mitochondrion. Bases 85 to 1089 code for a protein of 334 amino acids. The record is from RefSeq and is a predicted model, not a curated record. NCBI's taxonomy places the organism in Eukaryota, Metazoa, Chordata, Aves, Gaviiformes, Gaviidae. The transcript is spliced from 9 exons. Gene Ontology annotation, biological process: tricarboxylic acid cycle; oxaloacetate metabolic process; malate metabolic process. Gene Ontology annotation, molecular function: L-malate dehydrogenase (NAD+) activity.
GGUGCCUUAGCGCAGCGCUGUCGCGGCCCCAGUCGUGCCGUAGAGGUGACCUCGAGGCUGUCGGACCCGCCGCUCCUCUCAGCCAUGGGUGAACCCAUCAGAGUCCUGGUGACUGGAGCUGCCGGGCAGAUUGCUUACUCGCUGCUCUACAGCAUUGCCAAGGGAGAUGUCUUUGGCAAAGAACAGCCUCUUGUUCUGGUGCUGCUGGAUAUCACCCCCAUGAUGACUGUAUUGGAAGGUGUAGUGAUGGAGCUGCAGGACUGUGCUCUACCGCUGCUGAGAGAGGUCAUUCCAACAGACAAGGAGGAAGUUGCAUUCAAAGACCUUGACAUAGCAAUUCUGGUUGGCUCCAUGCCAAGGAGAGAGGGCAUGGAGAGGAAGGAUUUACUCAAAGCCAAUGUGAAAAUUUUCAAGUCUCAGGGUGCAGCCUUGGACAAGUAUGCCAAAAAGACUGUCAAGGUUGUGGUGGUUGGGAAUCCAGCAAAUACUAACUGCCUGAUUGCAUCAAAGUCAGCCCCAUCAAUACCAAAGGAAAACUUCAGCUGCUUAACUCGUUUGGAUCAUAACAGAGCUAAAUCUCAGAUUGCUCUGAAACUUGGUGUGACUGCUAAUGAUGUGAAGAAUGUCAUCAUCUGGGGCAACCACUCCUCCACUCAAUAUCCAGAUGUUAACCACGCAAAGGUGAAUGUGAAAGGAAAGGAAGUUGGAGUUUAUGAAGCUAUAAAAGAUGACAGCUGGCUGAAGGGAGACUUUAUCCUGACCGUUCAGCAACGUGGAGCAGCCGUUAUUAAGGCUAGGAAGCUGUCCAGUGCGAUGUCAGCUGCCAAAGCUAUCUGUGAUCAUGUGAGGGACAUCUGGUUUGGCACUCCAGCGGGGGAAUUUGUUUCCAUGGGAGUAAUUUCUGAUGGCAAUUCUUACGGUGUUCCUGAAGAUUUGCUAUAUUCAUUCCCUGUUGUGAUCAAGGACAAGACCUGGAAGUUUGUUGAGGGUCUUCCUAUUAAUGAUUUUUCUCGUGAGAAGAUGGAUCUUACUGCUAAGGAGUUAACUGAAGAGAAGGAGACUGCUGUGGAAUUCCUCUCCAGUGCAUGACUAGGUGAUGAGGAAAUACAAAGUCAUUUAAGAGUGGAAGAAUCUAAAAGUCGUCUCUAAGUCUGCUACCAAACACUAUUACUGUAUUCAAGUCAACUGUCUGUGGCAAUUGUGCAUUUUAAAGUUCAUAUGCUUACUGGUACUGUUGUGCCUAUUGAGUUACUAGCAAAAAGAUUAUUAAAGAAGUGAAACUAG